GUGAAGAACACGUUCCUGGAAUACGAGACUGGGACCACGCCCAGCGUCGGGCUGAGAAAUAUCUGCUCCGCGGCCGGGCGGUUGGACGCCCUGGGGGAGGCGCGAGGCGUCCACGACGAGGAGGUGCUGGCGCCGGCGGCGCCUCGUGGAUCGGAGGAAGUGGGCGACAUUUCGGUUCAACCUGGUGGCGCCGCCGAGUUGCCGGCGAGCACCCUGCUGGGCGGCGCCUGGCGGGCAGGCGACACAAGCCGCGUGACGGUGAAGAACACAUUCAUCGACUACGCCCCAGAGGAGGACGCCUCGCCGAGCGUGCCACUGCGGGCCGUGCACACGGCUGCUGGGCGCUUGGACAUGAUGGCCGGGCAGGACACGCCAGAGUGA
This is a messenger RNA of Prorocentrum cordatum, 381 nucleotides long. Lineage: Eukaryota; Dinophyceae; Prorocentrales; Prorocentraceae. The record is from the annotation of a GenBank genome assembly.